UCAAGUGCUUGUGAUCAUAGUGUGUUCACAGAUGGCCUGCCGGACAAGUUUUCAAUGAAUAUUCUAGGUCUUUACAGUCAGAUGCCCAAAUUCACGGCAAUUAUGGAUAUAAUUCGUUUGUUAUGGAUAAUACGGAUUGUGUGGGCUGUUGAAGAUGUGUUGAUGGACUCCACGACGGCAACGGCAGAGCUUGGCUGGACAAUAUAUCCAUCACUGGGGUGGGAAGAGGUGAGUGGCUACGACGAGAAGAUGAACACCAUCCGCACCUACCAGGUGUGCAACGUCUUCAACGCCAACCAGAACAACUGGGUGCGCACCAAAUACAUCCAGCGGCGUGGAGCCCAACGGAUCCACGUGGAGAUGAAGUUCUCCGUGCGAGACUGCAGCAGCAUCCCGAACGUCACUGGCUCUUGCAAGGAGACUUUUAAUCUGUACUACUUCGAGUCUGACAAGGACAUAGCCACCAAGGUGUAUCCCGCCUGGAUGGAGAACCCUUGGAUCAAGGUGGAUACCAUUGCGGCCGAUGAGAGUUUCUCCCAGGUGGACCUGGGCGGCCGUGUGAUGAAGAUCAACACGGAAGUACGCAGCUUCGGGCCAGUGUCCCAUAAAGGCUUCUACUUGGCCUUCCAGGAUUACGGAGCAUGCAUGUCGCUCAUCGCCGUGAAGGUUUUCUAUCGCAAAUGCCCCCGAGUUAUUCAGAAUGGGGCCAUCUUUGAGGAGACCUUGUCAGGUGCGGAGAGUACCUCUCUGGUGUCUGCCCGGGGCAGUUGUGUACCUAAUGGAGAGGAAGUGGAUGUUCCCAUUAAACUGUACUGCAAUGGAGAUGGGGAGUGGCUGGUACCUAUCGGGCGCUGUGUGUGCAAGGCCGGGUAUGAGUCUGUGGACAACGGGACUGUGUGUAGAGCAAGACUGAAUCAAAAUGAGGAUAUCAUUAUGGAUACCCAGCCCAACAGUACAAUAGAUCACUUGGGCUUCUUCAAUGUCAUCACAUUGGAAAUGGUUCUAGAAUAUCAGGCAUAUGACACAAUCACCGUGGCACAGGCCAUGGUGAUGAACGUCUGGGAGAGUUCCCUCACACAUUGGUGGGAAUCAAUGACCUUGACUGAGGAUGAAAACAAGAUGUUGGUGUGA
Molecule: messenger RNA, 1131 nt
Organism: Sinocyclocheilus grahami
Lineage: Eukaryota; Metazoa; Chordata; Actinopteri; Cypriniformes; Cyprinidae
Product: ephrin type-B receptor 2-like
Exons: 5
Coding region: 55-1131 (358 amino acids)
Biological process (GO): protein phosphorylation; ephrin receptor signaling pathway; axon guidance
Cellular component (GO): dendrite; plasma membrane
Molecular function (GO): ATP binding; protein binding; transmembrane-ephrin receptor activity
Source: RefSeq, a predicted model, not a curated record